ACCGAUUUAAACCUAACAAUAAUCCACAGCUAUGCUCUCUCUUUCUUCCCUCAUCUUUGCGAAUGGCCUAACAGUGACAAAAUUAAUUGUCCUUAUUUCUAAAUCUCCCUUUUUCUUCCCAUUCACAUAUUUAGCUUCCAACAGCUACCGUAUAUUUAUGUGGGUUAUCUGUUAAAUGCAUACGAGAGCGACAUAUUUGAUUCUCCUUCUCACAUAUACUUGAGUUCUUUGCUUCAUACUAAAGGAAGGUUUUUUUUUUUUUAAAAAAAAGAGAGGAAACAGAUAAAGAGAAGACAGGGAUCAUGGGAAGAGUAAAGCUUCAGAUCAAGAGAAUUGAGAAUACAACAAACAGGCAAGUCACCUUCUCUAAAAGGAGAAAUGGGCUUAUCAAGAAAGCUUAUGAACUUUCUGUUCUCUGUGAUGUUGAUGUAGCUCUCAUCAUGUUUUCUCCAUCCGGCAGACUUAGUCUUUUCUCUGGAAUCAAAAGCAUUGAGGAAAUUCUGAUGCGAUAUGUAAAUCUUCCCGAGCAUGAACGAGGACGGCUGCAUAAUCAAGAAUUCUUACAAAGGGCUCUCGGUAAGUUAAAAGCUGAAGGCGACCAAAGUCAUCGAGCAACCAGCCCUCCGAUCGCCGAUGGUCAACUCGAGGAGCUACAGCAAGAAAUUACUAGAUUUAAAUCCCAGGUAGAGGAAAUGGAGAAACAACUAAGGAUAUUGGAGGGAAAUCUUUCCCAUAUUACAACAUUAUGUGAAGCUGAAUACCAGGAGCAGAUCCUUGAAGAGGCACUGAAACGUGUGCAAGUACGCAAGCAAGUUUUGGAGGACAGCUGCAAUAAUACUUCCGGUCGUCCACCAGCAGCUAAUUCACAGUGUGAUGAGGCACAUAUUCCCAUAAAGAAUGCAGAUGUAAAUGGUUUUGACACUGAAAGUCCAAACAAUGUCUUGGAUUGGAUUCGUCAAAGAGACCCGCAAGUUGAGAUCUUGAAUUUCUUGGGUUCCAAUGGCCUUCUUCGUCUGAGAAAUCAGGUGCAGAGUGCAGUUGAAAUCUUACCGUCAACUUCAAAUCUUGUUCAUGGACAAAACAUGAAUCUUGAUGAUCAUCACAUAAGCCCAAGAAAUGGUUUGGAGGACAACAAUAAUGUGCAGCGUCCUGAGUUUGGACAAGUUAUUGAUGUGAACUUGUCUCCUUGGACUGAAUUUUACCCUACAGGUAACAGCUCCAUUUCUUCUUCGCAGCCCAGAGAACGAGCUCUUCUUGAACUGUAUUUGUCUCAAAUUACACCUUCAUCAACCAUUUAAUAUGAUACCCAUUAAUCAAUGCUCCUUAUAUAGCUACCCAGUUGAUGCUUUAGUUUUCAAUUUACCUUUUUUUUUUUUUUUUACAAUCCCUGGCAAAUUUUGGAAAGCUCCGAUGCAUAUAAAUUGUUUUGGUUCAAUUAUCUUUCUAGUUGAUUAUUGUGAAAUAACCUAUUUUUAUUAAGCGAGCACUUAUGAAUUCAUCUUUUAUUUUAA
Messenger RNA from Ricinus communis (castor bean), 1511 nucleotides. Its product is annotated as agamous-like MADS-box protein AGL66. Bases 303 to 1298 code for a protein of 331 amino acids. The transcript is spliced from 10 exons. The record is from RefSeq and is a predicted model, not a curated record. Gene Ontology annotation, biological process: positive regulation of transcription by RNA polymerase II. Lineage: Eukaryota; Viridiplantae; Streptophyta; Magnoliopsida; Malpighiales; Euphorbiaceae. Gene Ontology annotation, molecular function: protein dimerization activity; RNA polymerase II cis-regulatory region sequence-specific DNA binding; DNA-binding transcription factor activity, RNA polymerase II-specific.